UUUUCGCUACGCUUUGUUUAUUUCUUGUAAUCAGUAAUUAAUAAAAGUAUUAAUCAAAAACAGGCAACAGCGAGCACACGAAAUGUCUAACGCACAGCGCUCGUUUGUGCAAAAGGUUUCUAAGCAGUCGGCGGCAGAUGUACGGAAAAAUGUUUCCAAUUGCCAUUUGUCUAAGACCAUAGACACGUCGUUGUGCUCUUCUACGGUUUCCCCGACAGAGCCGCUCGACUAUGAGGAGUUCCUCUCGCAGCAUAUGAACAUCAUCAGCCGAGAUCCCUUGAAGCACAUCCUGGACUUUCCCCAAGGAGAUGUAACUGUAAAAGUCAUUCCCCGAAAAAUCCGGACUGUUGAUCACAUUGUCCCCAGCGAAAAACUGACGGAUUUGCCGCAACAUGUCCAAGAGUGCGUCAACUGCUACACACGGCCAUGGAAGACAGUUGAGUACGCGCAGCGGCACCUCUCCAGCUCGUGCUACAUUCGCGAGCGGAUUGAUCGCGGUGCCAUUAGCCCGUCGGCAUACCAACAGGAGUUUGAGAUCGACAAGGACUUCGCUUCCUUCGAGGAGACGUUUGCCUACAAGAGCGAAAGCUGCACUCCCAGUUCAAGACAGUCUAUAGCGAGUUUAGCUUCGGUUAGUUCUUGCACGGAUACCUUAACGCCUCGCGGCUCGUGGGCCAGCUUCGAUCUGCGGCGCUCGGUCAAUGAUCCCCUCAUACCGAACCUACUGGACAACGUUCCGCCGGAACAAAUCGAUCAGACCAACGAAGCGCGACGGCAGCAGGACCGUCAAGUGGCUCUCUUUUCGCUGUAUCCAGAGUCUGAAUUGGAAGAAAGCAUCGAGCGGAGGUUGAUGGCCGAUAUUCCCAUGGAGCACAUGGGACACCGCAUUCAAGUCAAGUGCCUUCAGCUCCGUCUUGAACUCGAGGUGGAGCCAAUCUUUGCCUCUAUGGCAAUAUAUGACGCCAAAGAACGUCAGAAAAUAUCGGAGAACUUUUACUUCGACAUGAAUUCGGAUAGUCUGAAGCGGAUGUUGUCAACUCACGUCCAGUGUGCCGACGUCAGCACCCAGAGCCACUCGGCCAUAUUUGAAAUCUCAUACCCGAGCAACGACCUUUUCCUCGUAAUUCGUCUGGAGAAGGUGUUGCAGGGCGAUAUUAACAACUCGGUGGAACCGUACUUGAAGGAGGACAAGGAUAAGUACCGAGAGAAGGUGAAGUCGAACGCCGCCGACUAUUGUGAGCGUUUGGGAAAAUAUCGAAUGCCUUUUGCAUGGACCGGAAUCUACUUGACGGACGUUUUCAAUGGCGACAAUUUUGAAGGCAAGGACGUCGGGGGGAAUGACCGCGAUUCCGCUGCCAGCGGGGCCGGCAGCAGCGGAUUGGGCACAGCUCCGAGCUCUAAUAGUUUGGAUCGGAAGUCAUCAACAAGUAGCUUUGACCAGCUCAGACGAAAAGCCGAUUAUGUGAGCGGAACCUUGACUCGCCGCGGCUCUUUGGAGCGGAAGGAGAAGCGGCGAUCGUGGUCGCCAGAUGAUUUCGCGAAUGUUGUUGAAAACUUUCGCCCUAUUACGAUAACGGUUCCAAACUUCUUCAAGCAAGAGGCAGAUAAGAUGAAGGACGAGGACUUGUAUAAAAUUCUGCCAGAGCUAAAACGACCAAGCUCAGUUAUGAAGAAAUACAAAUGCAUUCCAGGCUCCAUUAAACUGGAGAUCUCACCCUGCAUUGAGGACGCCAAGAACUCCCUAACGCCAGAGCUGGCCAAAAUAAACCCGCAGAGCGCCGAGAACACACGCCCUGUUAAAGAAGUGCUGGAAUUUCCACACUCGGCUAUUUUUAAUCCACACUACACCUAUCGCAAUCUGCUGUUCGUUUCGCCAAAAGAACUCAAUUUCUCAUCGCGUGCUGGUUCCGCACGUAAUAUUGCCGUACGCAUACAGUUGAUGGCGGGCGAAACACCAAAGGAUGCAGUAAAUGCCAUUUACGGCAAGUCUUCUUGCCCGAAAUUCUCAACAGAGGCAUUCACGGCUGUCAACUACCACAACAAGUGCCCAUCGUUCUAUGAUGAGAUAAAAAUUGCCCUGCCUGCCUCAAUAAAGCAGCAUCAUCACUUAUUUUUCACCAUCUACCAUGUGUCCUGUCAAAAGAAGCCUCAGGACGUUCAACCGUCGGUGGAGACACCUAUUGGUUAUACAUGGCUGCCAUUAUUGGAGGAUGGCAAGCUCAAGGUUGGAGAAUUCAAUCUGCCUGUUAUGGUGGAAUCACCACCGGAAAACUACUCCUUUAUACCUCCAAAUGUGCAUCUCCCCGGUAUCAAAUGGCUGGACAAUCACAGAGCAGUGUUCGCUAUCAAUGUAGAAGCAGUGACUGCCAUUCAUACGUUGGAUGCUUUUCUGGAUCGUUUCUUUCUGAUCUGCGAGUAUCUGGACACUCGUAAUAUACCGUCCCAUAUCGGUGAGGGAAAUAUAGAGGCGGAACUCAAGAAGUGUUUACUAGACAUCGAGAAUGCAAGUCGGGAGGCGUUGGUGAGGCAUUUGCCAUUGGUCCUGGAUAAACUUAUCGAAUUGCUGGUGAUGACCCACAAGAUUGGUGGCCAAACCAUGUCUCUGGGCUCUACGGUCUUCGAAGUUCUGUGCUUGGUUUCGUCACUCUUGUCCAUAUUAAACGACGAUCUCGUAGUUGACCAAUACGGACGGCAGAGUUUGCUUUCGACUUACGUGCAAUUUCAGUGUAAAAUUCCCCAUCCCUUCCACAGCAAGCAGAGAUUAACGUGUAGUCGCAGCACAACAGAUGAGCUGCAAGUGAGCGAGUCCUAUAGCCUGUAUGAUGAUGUGAUAACUAGUGGUCGCAGUCUAGACCGAAAAGACCCUUCAAUGGAUAUUAUUCACUCAAUCGUGGGUCGGGAUGUUCAAGUGCGCCUGCUACACGAAGAACUGGCCCUCCACUGGGUCGUUGCCAGUGGGAAAGCGGCCGAGUUAGCCAUGUCGAAUUCAUGGUUUUUAUUUGAGCUCAUCAUCAAGUCAAUGAUUGAGCACUUGCACAACUCCAACACCCUGAAUGGGCCGCGUAAGAAUCGUUUCCCACACCAGGUCAAUGACGAUUUGUCUACCCUGGUGCAUCUAGUCACUACAAAAGUAGUUGGCUACCAUUGCAGCGAGCCCAAGUUGGCACAAUCCCUGAAUGCCAGCUUAGGCUUUUUUAUUUUCGACAUCCUGAGCAUUAUGGACCGGGGAUUUGUAUUUGGCUUGAUUAAGACCUACACGAAGGUUCUGAUUUCUAAAAACGCCUCCAUACCAGAUUUAAUGAACUACAAAUUAGACUUCUUGAGAAUUGUGUGUAGCCAUGAACACUUUGUAGCUCUUAACUUGCCGUUUGGAACUUCGUACACGAUGGUUUCUGCGCCAUGUAGCCCCACUCCAAGCACCACAUCGUGCAACAGUCAGACCUCAUGCGGAUCAUUAGAACGAGCUCUACACGCGGACCUCAGUCGGGAAUUCCUCCAACAACACUUUCUAGUCGGACUUGUUCUCAGCGACUUGGCUGCAGUAAUGGAGGUUCCGAAUCCCCAGUUACACGGAAAGGCUAUUCGCUGCGUUCGUAACCUAAUGACAUCGCACGAUUUGGACACUCGGUACAGCGAUACCGAAGCCCGUGCCAGAGUGGCGGCUUUGUACAUCCCCCUGCUCUCAAUAGUCAUGGACAGCAUUCCGCAGUUGCAUCAGCAUGGACUUGAACAGGACCGCUUGCAGCAGAUCGGACAGCUCGAAGAUUACCAAGGCCCCCAUCAAACCAUGACGACAACCACCAUAAAUCCAGAAGUGGCAUAUGCAAUAUCCGGCAGUCGUCCCUACUCCUAUAUGAGUGAGCAAGUCAAGACCAAGUCUCCAUUCAGUUCAGAAAACACCCGGCACUUAAUGGUCUGCUUUCUUUGGGUGUUAAAGAACUUGGAGCGAAGUAUUCUUUACCGUUGGCUGUUGGGCCUGAGCCCGCAUAGAGUGCACCAAAUGCUGCAGGUUGUAAACGUUGGCCUCAAAACGUUCGAAUAUACGGGGCAGAGACACGUCCCCACCCUAAAGCGGACAAAUACUCAAAGCUUUAGGAAAAAUGUGUCUACAGACGUGAAGGAGAAGUUGGAGGAAUGUAUAAGAGGCACCAACUCUGCACGCUACGAUCUAAUAAACAGGCGGAAAGAUCGCAAUUCGACAGAGAAGUUCCGCUGGCGAAAGGAUCAGAUGCCCUACCGCUCACAGUAUGCGGACGGCACGGGCAAAAGUGAGCAUGAAAUUGAAUUGAGUCACUUCAUUGAAGGUUCUCUGGCUACCGAAGUAGCACUUGUACUCCUGGACACCCUUGAAAUUAUUGUUCACGUGGCCGCUAACCUCCACCACAAUCUCCUGGGGACCGUGCUCAAGGUGUUGCUGCAUGCCCUGUCCCGAAAUCAAUCAACUCUAGCGCUACAAAACUUGUUCGCCUCGCAGCGCGCUCUAAUCUUCAAAUUUCCGAACCUACUAUUUGAUGAGGAGACCGACAUAUGUGCCGACUUGUGUUUGAUUUUACUGAAGCACUGCGGGUCUCUUUUGCCUGGUAUUCGCUCACAAGCAGCUGCAUCCCUUUAUCUCCUGAUGAGACAAAACUUCGAAAUCGGCAAUAAUUUCGCCCGCGUCAAGAUGCAAGUGACUAUGUCGUUAAGUUCGCUUGUUGGUACCAGCACGGUGUUCAGUGAACAGUCUUUGCGGCGCGCGCUGAAAACAGUUCUUGUGUAUGCCGAGUCAGACUCUGAUCUCCAGGACACGUCGUUCCCAGAGCAAGUGCAGGACCUGUUAUUCAAUCUCCACAUGAUACUGUCUGAUACUGUGAAGAUGAAGGAGUACCAAGAAGAUCCAGAAAUGUUGCUUGAUCUCAUGAAUCGUAUUGCAAAGGGUUACCAGAAUAAUCCUGAUCUAAGGUUGACUUGGUUGGAGAAUAUGGCCAAGAAGCACCGUGAGCGUGCGAACCAUACUGAGGCAGCAAUGUGCUAUGUGCACGCAGCUGCUUUAGUUUCUGAAUAUCUUAGCAUGCUGGAGUCACAGACCCACCUUCCUGUUGGCGCCGUCACUUUUCAGCGCGUUUCACCGAACACUCUUAUGGAGUCAGCGGUGUCAGAUGACGUCCUCAGUCCAGGGGAGGACGGCAUCUGCCUGGGAAACCACUUUACGGAAACUGGACUGAAGGCUUUGCUGGAAGAAGCCUCCAAUUCGUUUCAAGUUGCUGGCAUGUAUGAAGCGAUGAACGAGGUGUACAAGAUUCUGAUUCCCAUUUACGAAGCGAACAGGGAUUUUCAGAAACUCAGCAAAGUGCACGGCAAGCUGCAGGAAGCUUUCAACAGAAUAGCCCAGCUACAGGGAAAAAGGGUUUUCGGCACAUACUUUCGUGUGGGUUUUUAUGGAGGCAAAUUCGGAGAUCUGGACCAGCAGGAAUUUAUUUACAAAGAACCCACUUUAACAAAGUUACCAGAGAUUUUCAGCCGCCUCCAGAACUUCUACACCGAACGCUUCGGACCGGACUCAGUUCAUAUCAUCAAGGACUCAAAUGCAGUCGACAUAAACUCUUUGGAUCCCGAUAAGGCGUACAUUCAGAUAACCUAUGUGGAGCCAUACUUUGAAACCUACGAGAUGCGUCAUCGAGAAACAUAUUUUGAGAGGAAUUUCAAUAUCAAACGUUUCAUAUAUGCGACGCCGUUCACGAAAAACGGAAAAGCACACGGCGAACUCCAUGAGCAGUGCAAGCGGAAGACGAUUCUGACCACAGCCAACCACUUUCCGUACGUGAAAACUAGAAUAAUGGUUAUUAGCCGGCAGCAAAUAGUCUUGGAACCCAUUGAAGUGGCAAUAGAGGAUAUCCAAAAGAAAACAGUGGAGUUGGCGGCGGCUACGAAUCAAGAGCCUGCGGACCCAAAAAUAUUGCAAAUGGUGCUGCAGGGGUGCAUAGGAACCACCGUGAAUCAAGGACCCAUGGAAAUGGCAAGCGUGUUUCUCUCAAACCUAUCCGACGGCACCACCGUGCCAACCAAGCACCAAAACAAGCUGCGGCUCUGCUUCCGAGAGUUUUCGAAGCGUUGUGCAGAUGCCUUGAAGAAGAAUCGCAACCUAAUACUUUCCGAUCAGAAAGAUUACCAGCGGGAACUGGAGCGCAACAACGAUCGUUUCAUUGAGCGCUUGACGCCUUUUAUCACUCUGACAACAGCUCAGAACAAUGGCAUCGUUAAGGCUAAUGCAAACAAUAACAAAAGCACUCCGCUGAAAUGGUAAAUUCUGCAGUACACAGUUGUUAGAACUUUGUUUUAAAAGAACCCUUGCUAUUUCAUGUCUAGCGUGGCGGAUUAUUUUAAGUAAGUUGCGCGUCAUCUUUAAAAGUUCAAUUGGACAAUAUUAAUAUUUUGACUGAUUGAUCUCUCUUUUGGUGGCAUAUAAGACCAAAUCUUUUAAACUCUCGUAUAAGGUCCAAAUCCAAAUAUUAUUACCAAAAAUAAUUAACAGUGACUAAUAAUAAAAUACACUUCAUUCUA
Drosophila serrata is the source of this 6540-nucleotide messenger RNA. RefSeq names its product dedicator of cytokinesis (gene Zir). The record is from RefSeq and is a predicted model, not a curated record. NCBI's taxonomy places the organism in Eukaryota, Metazoa, Arthropoda, Insecta, Diptera, Drosophilidae. Gene Ontology annotation, molecular function: guanyl-nucleotide exchange factor activity. Gene Ontology annotation, biological process: positive regulation of GTPase activity; small GTPase-mediated signal transduction.